AUGUCGCCAAUUGACCUGGUUUCUUUCUUGCCAUGCGUUCCAAUCAUCCAUUCCCUCGAAAUAUCUGCCGCCCCCGCAUCUGGUACCAAAUUCCGCCUGACCCUCGGUCUGCCUGUCGGAGCAGUCCUCAACUGCGCAGACAACUCUGGGGCCAAGACGCUCUUCAUUAUCGAGCCUUAUGGAUUCGGAGCCCGCCUGAACAGGUUGCCAGAUGCUGGUGUUGGUGACAUGGUUGUUGCUUCCGUCAAGAAGGGAAAGCCCGAGUUGAGGAAGAAGACCAUGCCUGCUGUCGUCGUCCGCCAACGCAAGGCCUGGCGCCGACGAGAUGGUGUGUUCCUGUACUUUGAGGACAACGCCGGUGUCAUCGUAAACCCCAAGGGAGAAAUGAAGGGCUCUGCCAUCACCGGACCUGUCGCAAAAGAAUGCGCUGACCUCUGGCCGCGUAUCGCCUCCAACGCAGGCACAGUGGUCUAA
Rhizoctonia solani is the source of this 474-nucleotide messenger RNA. Its product is annotated as ribosomal protein L14p/L23e. The transcript has 4 exons. The record is from RefSeq and is a predicted model, not a curated record. Gene Ontology annotation, biological process: translation. Gene Ontology annotation, cellular component: cytosolic large ribosomal subunit; ribosome. Lineage: Eukaryota; Fungi; Basidiomycota; Agaricomycetes; Cantharellales; Ceratobasidiaceae. Bases 1 to 474 code for a protein of 157 amino acids. Gene Ontology annotation, molecular function: structural constituent of ribosome; large ribosomal subunit rRNA binding.